Knipowitschia caucasica is the source of this 489-nucleotide messenger RNA. The record is from the annotation of a GenBank genome assembly. NCBI's taxonomy places the organism in Eukaryota, Metazoa, Chordata, Actinopteri, Gobiiformes, Gobiidae.
AUGGGGAAGUCAGCCUCCAAGCAGUUUGCAGAAGAGCUGCUCCAAUCACACAAUGACUACAGGAGAAAACACCAGGCUCCACCGCUCAAACUCAGCAACAAAAUCAGCAAAGAGGCCACACGUUAUGCUGAAAGUUUGGCGAGCACAAGAAUCUUGAAGCACAGCGUCGAGUCCACCAGAGGGAGCUGUGGAGAGAACCUGGCCUGGGCGUCUUAUGAUCAGUCUGGUAAAGAUGUGACCGACCGCUGGUACGAUGAAGUCAAAAAUUACAACUUCAAGCGUCCAGGAUUCUCUUCGGGCACAGGUCACUUCACUGCCAUGGUUUGGAAGAGCAGUAAGAAACUGGGCGUGGGUAAAGCCAGCGCUGAAGACGGAUCUACCUUUGUGGUUGCCAGAUAUUCUCCUGCGGGGAACAUCACGAACCAGGGCCACUUUGAGAGCAAUGUGCUGCCGGCGACACCCACGCCGCCGUCACCUCUGGACGUGUGA